This is a messenger RNA of Drosophila suzukii, 2374 nucleotides long. RefSeq names its product Odorant receptor 2a (gene Or2a). Gene Ontology annotation, molecular function: odorant binding; olfactory receptor activity. NCBI's taxonomy places the organism in Eukaryota, Metazoa, Arthropoda, Insecta, Diptera, Drosophilidae. Gene Ontology annotation, cellular component: plasma membrane. The record is from RefSeq and is a predicted model, not a curated record. Gene Ontology annotation, biological process: sensory perception of smell; detection of chemical stimulus involved in sensory perception of smell.
UAGAAUUAUAAUGCCUAGAUCUUGAGGACCUAGAUCCACCUGACAAGUGACCUCAAAGAGAAAAAGGAAGUAACUGUAGGGCCCAUAGUAUAAACUUUAAAAUAGCACAAAUUUAUAAACCAGUUAACAGCAUAUCCUUAGUAUUCAUUUUCUGGUUUUGGGAUUAAGAGAUCAACCAGGAAGGAUUUUUCGAGCACAUAUUUACGUCAGCGGUCAGCAGCGUCCGAUCAAGAGGCCAUAGAAAAAAAAUGUAUUGCUCAACCUCUGCCGGCACACGUACAGCGUAGAACAGUAGUCAGUGCCCCGUGCAAGUACUCACAAAAAUGAAAGACAGAAUGUCAUUGCUUUACGCUCACUUUAAUCUCAUUUAAAGCCAUUAAUAUAGCACCAACCAAUCAGUUAACAGCAAUCAAUUAGCAAUAACUUAACUGACCUUUGGGUCAGAAGAGUAACUAGUAAUUCUAAGGCACAGUUUAUAAACCUCUGGUUAAGGCUCAACCUAGUAUUUAACACGGUUAAACCUUAAUGGAUUUUACAGUAUAGUUCAUGUAAUCAACGAGGAAAAUCUUGACCCUCAGGUAGCUAAAUAACAAAAUUGUCAAUAGGGAUUAUUAAGUAAAAAUAUGUAAAAAUACGCCAGUUUGACCUUGCUUGUCAGGUGCUUUUGGUCCUGACCGUUAGUCGAUACCAUAUAAACACUCCCUACCUCCCAUAUCCCCACAAGAAUGAAGAAUACUGCAGAAUAAAGAAAGAUUUCCAACAAAAACAAAUGGCUCAGCUAAAACUUUUUAUGGGGCAUCAUUACGUGGGCCCAUGGUUAUUUUUCCCAGCCACUUAACCGAAAAGUUGGGCCAACAAGCCAUGUAAUAGCGCAAUCACAGGUAAUCGCAGGAGUAUAAAUGGUAAAGGACACCUAGGGUCGUCCCAAAAGUGAGCUGGAUCAUGGCAAUGAAGGAGGAACCCCAACUGGACACCCAUGGUGCUGUAUAUUACCACUGGCGCGUUUGGGAGCUCACUGGCCUGAUGUGUCCACCGGGGAUUUCCCGCUUAGCUUACCGCGUGUACGCCGUAGCGAUCAAUUUGGUAGUAACCUUCCUUUUUCCCUGUAGCCUGUUGGCCAGGCUGUUGUUCACCACCAACAUGGCCGGAAUGUGCGAGAACCUGACCAUUACGAUCACAGAUAUUGUGGCCAAUUUAAAGUUUGCUAAUGUAUAUUUGGUGAAGUCACAUCUAUACGAGAUUCGCUCGCUCCUGAGGCUCAUGGAUGCUCGGGCCAGGCGAAUAGGAGAUCCCGGAGAGCUGCGAGCUUUAAGAAGGGAAGUGGACAUCGCCCGAGGCAGCUUUCGCGUCUUUGCCCGGAUCUUUGUGUUUGGCACCGCUUUAAGUUGCUUCCGGUUGGUCAUUCGUCCGGAUCGGGAACUCCUGUAUCCGGCCUGGUUCGGUGUGGAGUGGAUGCACUCCACCAGGAACUAUGUGUUCAUCAAUCUGUACCAGCUCUUCGGACUGGUUGUGCAGGCCGUCCAGAACUGUGCCAGUGACUCCUAUCCGCCUGCGUUUCUCUGCCUACUCACGGGUCACAUGCGUGCCUUGGAGCUGAGGGUGCGUAGGAUUGGCUUUAGGGCGGAGGAUCUGACGGGCGAUGACGAUUCCUGGCGGGAGGAGGUCUACGAGGAGCUGAUCGAGUGCAUCCGUGACCUGAUGCGGGUCCAUCAGCUGAGGAAGAUUAUCCAGCGCAUUCUUUCGGUGCCCUGCAUGGCCCAGUUCGCCUGCUCCGCCGCUGUCCAGUGCACCGUGGCCAUGCAUUUCCUUUACAUGGCGGAUGACAACGACCUGACCGCCAUGAUCAUCUCGAUUGUCUUCUUCACGGCCGUGACUUUGGAGGUGUUUGUCAUCUGCUUUUUUGGGGAGAGGAUGAGGACGCAGAACGAGGCGCUGUGUGAUGCCUUCUACGCAUGCAACUGGGUGGACCAGCUGCCCAAGUUCAAGCGCGAGUUGAUCUUUACAAUCGCCAGAACCCAAAGACCUUCACUCAUCUUUGCAGGCAACUAUAUACCUCUCUCGAUGGAGACCUUCGAGCAGGUCAUUAGGUUUACCUACUCCGCAUUCACUUUGUUGCUCCGGGCCAAAUAAGAUGGAUAAGUUCCAAGCUUUUACAUGUAUGUAGGGGUUUUCGGACCCUUUAAAAAUUAUAUUAUUUUUGACAGUUAAUGAAAGUUAAAAGUAGAACUAACGUUCUUUAAAUAUAUUAGAAGCGUAGAAUUGAUAAUAACGUUUGAAUUGAACAACGUUCUUUAAAGAAUUCUAUAUACUUAUUGCAGUGUUGAAAAAGUUAAACAAGUUAAAGGCACAUUAAAAAUGUCAAAAUGGUGUUUUA